Hirundo rustica (Barn swallow) is the source of this 3113-nucleotide messenger RNA. RefSeq names its product NF2, moesin-ezrin-radixin like (MERLIN) tumor suppressor (gene NF2). The record is from RefSeq and is a predicted model, not a curated record. Bases 30 to 1802 code for a protein of 590 amino acids. Gene Ontology annotation, cellular component: adherens junction; cytoskeleton; plasma membrane. The transcript is spliced from 17 exons. Gene Ontology annotation, biological process: positive regulation of protein localization to early endosome; regulation of gliogenesis; regulation of organelle assembly. Gene Ontology annotation, molecular function: cell adhesion molecule binding; actin binding. Lineage: Eukaryota; Metazoa; Chordata; Aves; Passeriformes; Hirundinidae.
CGCCGCCGCGCUGACCGCGCCGCGCCGCCAUGGCCGGGGCCAUCGCGUCCCGCAUGAGCUUCAGCUCCCUCAAGCGCAAGCAGCCCAAGACCUUCACCGUGCGCAUCGCCACCAUGGACGCCGAGAUGGAGUUCAGCUGCGAGGUGAAGUGGAAAGGGAAGGACCUGUUUGAUCUGGUGUGCAGGACUCUGGGACUGCGGGAAACCUGGUUCUUCGGGCUGCAGUACACCAUCAAGGACACGGUGGCUUGGCUCAAAAUGGACAAGAAGGUUCUGGAUCAUGAUGUCCCCACAGAGGAGCCCAAAACCUUUCACUUCCUGGCUAAAUUUUAUCCUGAGAAUGCAGAGGAGGAAUUGGUCCAGGAAAUCACCCAGCACUUGUUCUUCCUGCAGGUGAAGAAGCAGAUUUUGGAUGAGAAGAUCUUCUGUCCUCCCGAAGCCUCAGUCCUGCUGGCCUCUUACGCUGUCCAAGCCAAGUACGGCGACUACGAUCCCAACGUCCACAAGAGAGGCUUCCUGGCACAGGAGGAAUUGCUUCCCAAGCGGGUAAUAAACCUGUACCAGAUGACUCCAGAGAUGUGGGAGGAAAGGAUAACAGCCUGGUAUGCAGAGCACCGGGGCAGAGCGAGAGAUGAAGCUGAAAUGGAGUAUCUGAAGAUCGCCCAGGACCUGGAGAUGUACGGCGUGAACUACUUCGCCAUCAGGAACAAAAAGGGCACAGAGCUGCUUCUUGGAGUGGAUGCCUUGGGUCUUCACAUUUAUGACCCAGACAACAGGUUGACCCCGAAAAUCUCCUUCCCGUGGAACGAGAUCCGGAAUAUCUCCUACAGUGAUAAAGAGUUUACGAUUAAGCCAUUGGACAAAAAGAUUGAUGUUUUUAAAUUCAAUUCAUCAAAGCUGCGUGUGAAUAAGCUGAUUCUUCAGCUGUGCAUUGGGAACCACGACCUCUUCAUGAGGAGGAGGAAGGCAGACUCGCUGGAGGUGCAGCAGAUGAAAGCACAGGCCAGGGAGGAGAAGGCCAGGAAGCAGAUGGAACGACAGUGCCUGGCACGAGAGAAGCAAAUGAGAGAAGAGGCUGAGAGGACCAGGGAUGAGCUGGAGAGGAGGCUGAUGCAGCUGAAGGAGGAGGCAACGAUGGCCAACGAGGCUCUGAUGAGGUCGGAGGAGACGGCGGAUUUGCUGGCGGAGAAGGCGCAGAUCACGGAGGAGGAGGCCAAGCUCCUGGCUCAGAAGGCGGCCGAGGCCGAGCAGGAGAUGCAGCGCAUCAAGGCCACGGCCAUCCGCACCGAGGAGGAGAAGAGACUGAUGGAGCAGAAGGUGCUGGAGGCAGAGAUGUUGGCACUGAAAAUGGCCGAGGAGUCGGAGAGGAGGGCAAAGGAGGCCGAUCAGCUCAAGCAGGACCUGCAGGAGGCUCGCGAGUCGGAGCGCAGAGCGAAGCAGAAGCUCUUGGAGAUCACCAGCAAGUCUUCCUACACACAGUCCAUGAACUCGAGCACCACAGCACUCCCCACCGACCUGCCGAGCUUCAACCUCAUCAGCGAGAGCCUCUCCUUCGACUUCAAGGACACGGACAUGAAGAGGCUGUCCAUGGAAAUCGAGAAGGAGAAGGUGGAGUACAUGGAGAAGAGUAAACACCUGCAGGAGCAGCUCAACGAGCUGAAGACAGAAAUUGAGGCGCUGAAGCUCAAGGAGAGAGAGACAGCUCUGGAUAUUUUGCACAACGAGAACUCCAGCCGGGGCAACAGCAAGCACAACACUAUUAAAAAGCCUCAAGCCCAGGGCAGAAGACCUAUCUGCAUUUGAGAAUUCCAACUCACCCUACAGAGCACCAAGUCCCGCGUGGCCUUCUUCGAGGAGCUCUGAGAAACACCCGCUCCGCACCGCUGCUGCUUCCCGGCGCGUCCCGCCCAGCCGGAGCCGGGGGCUCCCGGAGGGAUCAGCCCACACCCCGCCGGCUGCUCCGGCCCCCGCACACCCACGGACUCGGGGCCGGCUGCCCACGGAGCUACCUUAGCAGCCCUUCAGUCCUCAUCCCGACACUUUGUUUUCUUGGGAUUUCCAGCUUUCUUUUUUUCCUUAUUUUUCUAGCAUUGCUUCCAGGCUCGGCCCUCCAGGCUUUUCCCUGGAGCCGGGGUCGGGGUGCGGCCGUGCCUUCCCACCCUGGCAGCCAGCAGAGGAGUGAGCCCGUGCCCGAGGGUCUCCCUGGCAGGGCUUGUCGCCCCUCUGGAUUGCCUUCUCCUGUGUGCCAGCCCGGAGCCCCCGCUCGGCGGUGCCGGGAGCUCCAUUAGGAUCCCGAGCAUGUUCCAGUGGAGUGCUGUAAAUCAGGAGCGUCGCGCUGGCUCUCCCGGCGCCCGCUGGGGUGGGAGAGGAGCAGCGAGCGGGAGGACAGGGACCCGAGGCUGGGGGGGAUCCUGGGCUGCUUCCCUGGGGAGAGGAAGUGGGAGGAAGGGCUCCUCCUCCUCCUCUUCCUCCCUGCUGGGAACAGGGAGCGGGAGAACAGCUAGUGCCAACCAAAUGAAACCUUACUGUUCCUGCAAACUGUGACAAACCUGGGCAGCUUCAGGCUGGGGGGAUCCAGGGGCUCCGGGCUGGGCUUCCCCUGGAUCCCAGGGCAUCGCGGCCCCUCCGAGCCCCCCGGGAAUGCCGCUCUCCCGGGCUGGGCCCGGGGCUGCCUGCUCCUGCCUGUCCCAUCGCGGGUGCCUUUGCUGUGACCCCCCCCGCCGGGGGAACAGGGAUGCCCUGACCUUCCCUUCCUUGUCUCCGUCCCAAAUCCUGUGCCCCGCUCGGAUGGAAUCCUCUUCCAGCUGCGUUUACCCUCCAGCAGAGCCGGUGCUGCCCCGAGGAUCCCUCCCAUCCCCUCGGGACCCCCGAUCCCUCCUUCCCACAACCUCACCUCACCCACAGCCUCACCGGGGGCUCAGCCCGGGGCUUGGCGUGGAGUAAAUCCCAUCCCAACCCCGUUUAUUUAAACCCUGGGAUCGAUUCCCCGCACGUGGCUGCAGUUCGGAUGGCUGUGGCCUGGCACAGCCGCUUUCCCAUUCCCUGGACUGUUGUACUCCGAAGGAAUAACUGUUUUCUCUUGUUUUAAUAAAAAUUCACAGCACUAGGAUGGGA